This is a messenger RNA of Puccinia graminis f. sp. tritici CRL 75-36-700-3, 372 nucleotides long. RefSeq lists its product as uncharacterized. The transcript has 2 exons. NCBI's taxonomy places the organism in Eukaryota, Fungi, Basidiomycota, Pucciniomycetes, Pucciniales, Pucciniaceae. The record is from RefSeq and is a predicted model, not a curated record. The coding region runs from base 1 to 372 and encodes 123 amino acids.
AUGAGAGUAUUGAAGAGGCUGGCGGUGGUGAGGAGAGACUCGAGAGGAGGGAUGGGGCAGGAUGCAGUCGCAGCUGGAAGUGGGACUGAAAAAAUGUGUGGAGUCAAGUUGAAUAAUAAUAUCAUGAAUAGUAGCGAGGGGGUACGCGAGAAGUACAGAGUGAAGAGGCCACAAAUCAACCCUCAACAAGCAGGACUCCAGGAGUCGAGAAGGAAAGGAAACAAGAUGGGGAGCAAGACAACAACCGAAGAUCCUUUGAUAAAGAUAAGGUUGAUUUCAAUCUGGGUUUCGAUAUGGCUGGAUACCAACGGAUUCUCGGGUGGUUUCCAUACAAACACUUGGGUUGAAACACCACUUGAGAUAUCCCAAUAA